AUGUACUGGCCUCAUGGAGUACCCCGGGUCUAUGCGGUCAACGGGCCCGACAUUCCCUAUGUCUCCUCAUACGAAGAUCGUGAAAUCGAUGCCUCCUCUACCAGCGACAGUACCAACCCAUUGAACGAUGACGAGAAUGAUGAAGCUCAGCAAGGAAUCCCGGACACACAGCAAAAUGAGGCGGGCACUGAACCAUCCCCCGACGCGGGCACAUCCAAAUGGGAAGAUGAAACCAUCAAGGGUGUUUGCGUGUCCAGAGCUGGUCAAAUCUUUGCGACAAUGACAGAGACAUCCAUUGCUCUUUGGCAGACCCGACCCACAGCAGUUGUUGCAGCAGUCACUAGAUCCAGGUUCUCCUUGAAUACAUACGGCCCCAAUGUCGACCUUCUCAUGCAUCCGGACUCAACAAUUCUCGUUGUACAGACUCUCAAUGGAUACCUCCUGACAUACUCGGUGGCGUCUGACACAACGACUCCAGUCUACCAGCAGCGAUUCGAUCAUUCUACACAUCAUCGUCGCCAGCAACUGGCUCGCUUUUCAGCGGUUGAAGAAGCUAAUGUGGUUAAGAGCAUCAGCAUCCGGUUCCGAAUGGCCAUCAAGAUCGAAUCGGGGAUCGUCAAGGCGCUGGCGCUGGAUCAAGAACUCGUUGUAGCCACCGUGAAACCAGCGGCCAUACAGUGUAUUCGAUGGACUCCUGAAGCAGGUGGAACACAGACUACAUCGGAGCUUCUGAGCCGCAUACUGGGGAUAUCAAAGAAGGUUUCUAUCGUGGAGAUGGUAUAUGACCGCGCAAUGAACCUUUUAAUAUGGAUUACGAGCAGUGGCCAAGCAUAUGCCGUGCAACGAGAAUCCGGGGCGCAAGAGGAUUCUGAAGCAGCCAAGAAGCUUUUCCACGGACAUUGUUUCCAUGACCCGAAGCAUGACGGUGAUAAGGCAUUGAAGGUGGCAGUGAAUGCUCGCUUUUCUCUGCUAACCGUGAGUUGCACCAACGGCGAAGUCUGGGUCUACACUGCGAAAGAUUACAUGGGCAAUGUUCCCUUUUCACAGAAGCUCCAGCUGCCAGCCUCGCCAACAACGACCGGGUCCUUGUCUUUUAUGAGUUAUUCACCGGACGGAUAUUGUCUGUUUGCAGGCUAUGAACAUGGCUGGACAACAUGGAGUGUCUUUGGGAAACCUGGAGGGAACAGCUUUUCGGCAGACCCUGCGCUGGCAACAACGAAUACAGAAGAUUGGCUGACUGGCAUUUCGAAUGGUUGCUGGAUCGGCGGUGGCUCAGACAUCAUUCUCUCUGGGCAGAACGAUCGCCGCUUGUGGAUUUUGGAGACCGCUCGCAGUGCUUUGACUGGUUGCUUUUCUUCUGCAAACUUGGCCCGAGGUCUGCUGCAGACUGGAACCGAGUUCAUUCUCUAUCGUGGUCACGAUAUGCCGGAUCUUAUGACAAUUUCUGGAAAGGAUUCCCUUUGGCACCAUGCCCAGUAUCCUCCAGCAUAUCUUCAUUCUCAGUGGCCGAUUAAAGCUUGCGUUGUGUCCCAGGAUGGACGAUAUGUUGCAAUCGCCGGUCGGCGCGGCCUUGCCCAUUACAGCGUGAAUAGUGGUAGAUGGAAGGUCUUCGAAGACUCUAAUGCCGAGAACUCAUUUGCUGUGCGAGGAGGGAUGUGCUGGUAUGGUCACAUACUGAUUGCAGCGGUUGAGAGUGACGGCUCAUAUGAGGUGCGCCUUUAUUCGCGCGAAGCUUCUCUCGGCAACGGCAACAAUUCCAUCAUGUUCACUGAAUAUCUCCCAUCACCAGUUGUGUUCAUCGGACCCUCUGGAGAAGAUUCUCUUUUGGUCUACACAUUCGAUAAUAUUCUCUAUCAUUACAUCAUCAAUACAACACACUCCCAAAUUACUCUUGUUCCUGUUGGGCAGAUCGCUUUCAACGGGAUUGUUCGAGCGCCAUCCCGUGUGCGAGCAAUCAGCUGGGUUUUGCCUGAGGAACAAAUGCGAAAUGGCGAUCCAUCUCAAGAUGUCAAAGUCGCAUCGGUGCUUCUCCUUGUGGAUGGCAAUUUGGUUUUGCUGCAGCCCAUGGUGUCCGAAACAGGCGGACUAAAAUAUGACAUGCGCGUGGUAUCUCAUGAUGUGGAAUAUUAUAUUCUGAUGCGCGACCAGCUUUCAUUCAACUUUGCCCCGCAGGUUGAUGAAUCCCUGCCUCCCAGUCCCUCUGCGGGGAUGACACUUGAGCCAUCUCCCAGCAGUUUGUCUCUCAGGGACUCCCUUUGGAUGUUCCGGGGCAAAGACCUGCUCGCUUGGAAUGAUGUACAAGAUGUUUUACAACAAGAGACGGUGCCGGGCCCACUCCACAUUCCCCUUGACUUCUAUCCACUGUCUGUGUUGUUGAACAAAGGUAUUGUGCUCGGAGUUGAGUCCGAGAUGAUGCAACGACGUGAUGUGACAUUCACCGUUUUGAAGUUCGCCAUUCGAACCCACCUUUUCCUGCCGUAUUUCUUACAGUAUGGCCUUACAACCUUUGGAACACCUGCUGCUCUGUCACUAUGCCGCCAUUUCUCUCAUUUGUCCUACUUUGCUCAUGGCCUGGAAAUCUUGCUUCACCACGUCCUGGAUGACGAAGUGGAUAACGAGAGCAAGGCCAGCAAAUCCGACAACCCAGCGGAACGCGAAGAGCCGCUGCUCCCAACCGUUAUUGCUUUCCUCCAAGCGUCCCUCCCCAUCAGGGAAUAUCUUGACAUCGUCGUGCAAUGCACACGCAAAACAGAGCUGCGAUCAUGGCGUACAUUGUUCGCUUAUCUGCCCCCGCCAAAGGACUUGUUCGAACAAGCCUUGAGACUUGACUCGCUCAAAACUGCGGUUGGAUAUCUUCUCGUAUUGCAAGCUUUCGAGGACGAGGAGCAGGGCCACGAUGGGCGCAUCGAGGAAUAUGUCCUCUAG
Penicillium arizonense is the source of this 2925-nucleotide messenger RNA. Its product is annotated as RIC1 family protein. The transcript is spliced from 6 exons. Lineage: Eukaryota; Fungi; Ascomycota; Eurotiomycetes; Eurotiales; Aspergillaceae. Gene Ontology annotation, molecular function: protein binding. Gene Ontology annotation, biological process: intracellular protein transport; retrograde transport, endosome to Golgi. Bases 1 to 2925 code for a protein of 974 amino acids. The record is from RefSeq and is a predicted model, not a curated record. Gene Ontology annotation, cellular component: Golgi membrane; Ric1-Rgp1 guanyl-nucleotide exchange factor complex; cytosol.